AUGGAUAGUACAUAUGCACCGCAAAGCCCUGACCUCUCGAGCUUCAUGUCUUCCCCUCCAAGUACACAACAACAGCCCUACAACUACAAAUACAGCUGCAACUUCGGCUCGGACUCGAUCAUAUCAACGCCCUAUGCGCCGUGCUCGCUGGCUCUCACUGCGUUCUCGAGUCCCGACUGCCAACCACCAUACCAAAACCCCAACUGGAACCAGCUCGCGUACACGCAGAACACGAACGCGUUCGCUAUCGACGGCGCAACAGAGCUUGCAGAGUACGGAGCUAGCCCUGCCCAGUAUAUGCCCCCAAUACCUCCGCUCCCAAUGAGCCAUUCUUUCUCUCCCCUAGCUGGCCAGCAGCAGCAGCAGCAGCAGCAGCAACAGCAGCAGCAGCCCCUAAACACUCAAUACUUCCAACCAGCCCAGAAGCGCCCGCAGCGCCAGGCCCGAAAUAACAUCACAUCCUACAACGAGGACUUCGAUUCGGGCGAGCAAGACCAAUACCAAUACCAAUACCAAGAAGACCGAAAGCAGGAAUUCCUCGCCUCCGCUCCUCAGGCCGCCAUGUCUGCCCGCGGCUCUCGCGUCUCGGGCAUCGCGACCAUGAGCGCGAGCAUGCAGCACGCCCCCGCGUACAAGGACCCCAAUCCGCAUAAUAUCGAGAUCAAGACCAAGUUCCCCGUUGCCCGCAUCAAGCGCAUCAUGCAGGCGGACGAGGAAGUGGGCAAGGUCGCGCAAGUCACGCCCGUCGCGGUUUCCAAGGCGCUCGAGCUGUUCAUGAUUGCGUUGGUCGGGGGCGCGGCGGAGAAGGCGAAGGAGAAGGGCGGCAAGAAGGUGACGGCGCAACACCUGAAGGCCGUGGUUUUGGGCGCGCCGGAGCAGUUCGAUUUCUUGGCGGAGAUUGUGGGCAAGAUUGGAGAAGCAGCCGAGGGUGCCGGGGGCGAGGGGAAGAAGAGGAAGGAGAAGGCUGAGAAGGAGAGCGAGAGUAGUGACGAGGAGAAGAAGGUUAAGAAGGGACGGGGCGGACGGAAGAAAAAGGGUGGUGAUUAA
Messenger RNA from Drepanopeziza brunnea f. sp. 'multigermtubi' MB_m1, 1047 nucleotides. RefSeq lists its product as uncharacterized. Gene Ontology annotation, biological process: transcription by RNA polymerase II. Gene Ontology annotation, molecular function: core promoter sequence-specific DNA binding; protein heterodimerization activity; RNA polymerase II general transcription initiation factor activity. NCBI's taxonomy places the organism in Eukaryota, Fungi, Ascomycota, Leotiomycetes, Helotiales, Drepanopezizaceae. Gene Ontology annotation, cellular component: nucleus; negative cofactor 2 complex. The record is from RefSeq and is a predicted model, not a curated record.